GUAUCACAUACCAUGUACUUGUCCAACAAUAUUUCAGUCAUAUUAUUAUAGUUGAUACAUCAUAAAGUAUUGUAACAAAUAUUUAUUACCUUUUUUUAUUUUUUAUUUUUUUUUGCAUGUCAUCACUCUAUAAUGCAUUCAUCUGGCCUGCUGACAAGAUUAGAUGUCUGCUAGUUGUAUUUGCUUACAUACUGUAUACUUAGCAGCUUACUUCAGGAAAUGGACAGUAUUUUGUGCAUGCAGAGAGUCACAUGAUGAAACCCUCAAAAAGCAAAUCUGUUUAUACAUUGACACCACAUAUAGACAGAAGUGAAAAAGGCCCAGGACGAAGACAAAAUGGACAGCAUCUACAUGAUCCUCUUUCUCUUUCUUCAUGAAGUCUGUGAAUAUAAUUGCAGUGUUGCUCAUGUGGAUCACGUUUUAACCGCUCAAGAGGGGGACCGUGUGGUGUUAUCUUGUCUUAUUAUAGAUGAUCAGUUACACCGAGCAUUAUGGUAUAAACAGGUUCUUGGAGAGAAACCUGUCCUAGUAGUGUCUUCAUAUCACCAUUCUCAACCGAAUGAAUUUUCUUCAGAUUUUGAGGAAACUCACCAUUUUCAUGCAGUGCGAACGGCUGAUAGUUUUAACUUAACCAUCUUGAGGACUUUGAAAUCUGAUUCAGGCACGUAUUUCUGUGCCGCUGCCUUCGCUAAUAUUGUUUCCUUUGGGACUGGAACUAUUCUGCUGGUUAAAGGUGCAGACCUCAAACCUGUUGUUAUACAACAGCCUGAGCUUGGUGUUAUCAAGCCAGGAAGCAAUGUGACUCUGCAGUGCUCAGUGCAAGUGAAAAUGUGUGAUAAAGGAGUACAAUUAGUUUACUGGUUCAGACAGAGUUCGGACACAAUCCAUCCAGGAAUGAUUUACACUCAUGGAGACAUGAAAAAUGAGUGUGGAAAGAACUUUGCAGCCUCCACCUCUAAUGCACAGAGCUGUCUGUAUAACCUCCCCAAGAUGAAUGUUGGUCUCUCUGAUGCUGGAAUGUACUACUGUGCUGUGGUAACUUGUGAUGAAGUUUUAUUUGGAAACGGCACGAUGUUGGUCAUAGAAGAUGAAUUUAAUAAUGAGAGUAUGCUGUAUAUUAUUUUAAUUGGCCUUGCAGUGCUGUGUUUAAUCAGCCUUAUCAUCAAUAUGUUGCUCUGUUUACCAAUGAGAAGAAAAGGUAGAAUGCCUCAACAAAUCCAGACUUCUAAUGACGACACAACCACAGUUCAGUACUGCAACACCGAUGACAUUAACUAUGCUGCCCUGAACCUUUCCACAAAAAGAGGUCAUAGAAAGAGGACCUUAGAGGAGACACCGUACUCUAGGCCGAUGUUGUGAGAUAAUAUCUGAAACCUGCUUCUGAUUGUCAAAACGUACCGUAAUAUUUAACACAAAGUCCAGGAGUGCAUUAAUAAUAUAUCACAUUUGUGUCUGUAAUGAUAAAACUGCCUGUGCACUUGGCGUGUCUCUGCUUAUUCUGCUAUGUGUUAAAUGUGUUUUUUCAAGAAACAUGCUGUGAGUGUUAACAUUAACACUUCUGAGAGACUUGUGUAAGGGAAACAAUGUGCAAAAUGAUAUAAAAGCAUAACCACAUCCUGUAAGGGUUUAACAAGAUGUGACAGUAGUGUGUACAUCCACUUGAAUAAACAUUCAGCUUUGGUUAAUUAGAUUUAGGUCAAGCUUCUAAUUCGGUUAUUCAUCCCCAACACUAUAUGGUUACUUUCUCAGAGCAUGUGUGUUGAAUAGUUCAUCCCACAAUGCAAUGCACUCGAUUUGACCUUCCAUUUCCAGUGAAUGUAGGACAGACAGGAAAUAACAACUGUGAUAUUUAACAUAUUCUUCUUUACUCAUUAUGUGAUCAGACUGCCAAGAAUUAAAUUCAACACGAGUCAGCACUUUGUAACCCAUUUUAUUUCUCUAAUGUGACAUACUUCAUGUUGAUAUUCAAUGAGGGGGGAAAAAUAGGGGUUAAUUUCCAUGCAAAUCAUGGAACUGGUUUCUUUAGUUGCAGUGGAAGGCUUGAAAAAUAAGUGGGAUUAGUGAUGCUGAAAAAAGGAAUGUGGUUUCAGAGUUGUAGGAAACUUUUUUUCUUUUCUUUGGAAUAACAUGCAUUGAUGAACCAUGCAUUUAGUAAAUUUGGAUUAAUGCUGACCAGCCAUUUUUAUUUCCAAUACAAGAACAUGAUGCAACUGCUGAAUUAAAAUCGCCUGAAAAAUUGCAAUAGUCUUUUCCCUAUUGUGAUAUACAGUGGGUACGGAAAAUAUUCAGA
This is a messenger RNA of Megalobrama amblycephala (Wuchang bream), 2290 nucleotides long. RefSeq lists its product as uncharacterized. The record is from RefSeq and is a predicted model, not a curated record. NCBI's taxonomy places the organism in Eukaryota, Metazoa, Chordata, Actinopteri, Cypriniformes, Xenocyprididae. Bases 337 to 1359 code for a protein of 340 amino acids. Gene Ontology annotation, biological process: response to bacterium. The transcript is spliced from 6 exons.